AUGGACGUCCGAUCGUACAGAGGACCGAACAUCGACUCUGAUCACUUCCUGGUAGCGUGCAAGAUCCGAGCUAGGCUGUCGAACGUGUUGACCCCGCGGACUGCGAGGAUAGCGCGGUUGAACGUCCAGCGCCUCGCGAGCAGCGACGUUGCUGCAGAGUACAGUCGGAAGCUCGACGAGCGGAUCAACGAGGACGCGCCUACAGGUAACCUGGAUGAGCAAUGGGGAGCCCUCCAGAGCAUCGUCAACACAACGGCUACCGAAGUGAUCGGCACGACCAGAGGACGCAAACCCAAAGGGUGGUUCGAUGCGGAGUGCCAGCGAGUGACGGACGAGAAGAACGAGGCCAGAAAGCGUAUGCUGGUGAAGGGUACGCGCCGAAACUGUGAGCGAUACAGUGAGCUGCGAAGAGCUGAGAAACGAACCCACCGCCGAAAAGAACGGGAGUACGACGAGAGAGUACUUGCCGAAGCUCAAGCACAGUACAACGCGAAUGAUAAGCGGAGGUUUUAUGCAACUGUCAACGGUGUAAGAAAGAAAGCGACGCCUUCCCCUGUUAUGUGCAACGACAGGGAAGGUAACCUGUUGACAGAUAAGACAGCGGUAGCGGCCAGGUGGAAGGAGCACUUCCAACAGCUGUUGAACGGUGAGACGCGAGAGGGAAUCGUCGAGGACAGGAUGAACGUUGAGGAUGAUGGAAUAGCUGUGGACCCGCCUACGUUGGAGGACGUGGAAAAAGCCGUAAAGGAGCUCAAGAACGCGAAAUCCGCGGGAAAGGACGGACUUCCGGCCGAACUUUUCAAGCACGGGAGCGCGCGGAUGAUCGAGAUUCUGCACCAAAUCGUCCAGCGAAUUUGGUGCGAAGAACAGCUUCCGACCGACUGGUUAGACGGGCUCAUCACCCCAAUCUACAAGAAAGGGCAAAGACUCGAUUGUGCCAACUAUCGAGGCAUCACAAUCCUCAACUCAGCGUACAAAGUACUAUCCCGAAUCCUGUGGAGCAAGCUGAGACCCUUGACCGAGACCUUUGUCGGCGAAUACCAGUGCGGUUUUCGAGCGGGUCGGUCAACGACGGAUCAGAUGUUCACUCUGCGACAAAUCCUCGACAAGUUCCGGGAGUACAACCUGCAAACACACCAUUUGUUCAUCGACUUCAAGGCGGCGUACGAUUCAGUCAAAAGAAACGAACUUUGGAAAAUUAUGCUAGAACACGGCUUUCCGGCGAAGCUAAUUAGACUGAUUCGUGCAACGCUCGACGGAGCAAAAUCAAGCGUGCGAAUAGCCAACGAGACAUCUGAAGCUUUCGUUACGUUGGAUGGAUUGAAGCAGGGCGAUGCUCUCUCGAACUUACUGUUCAUCAUAGCGUUGGAGGGUGCUGCUCGAAGGGCAGGCGUGCAAAGAAACGGAACACUCAUCACUAAAUCGCACAUGCUGCUUGGAUACGCUGACGACAUCGACAUCAUUGGUAUCGACCGUCGGUCAGUGGAGGAGGCGUUCGUCCCUUUCAAGCGGGAAGCUGCGAAGAUCGGACUGACCAUCAACACUGCCAAGACCAAGUAUCUGGUUGCUGGCAGAGCGCGUGGCAGUGCAGGUGAUGGUGUUUCGGAGGUGGAAAUAGAUGGAGAAAGAUAUGAGGUGGUGGAUGAAUUUGUAUAUCUUGGUACACUUGUGACGUGCGACAACGAUGUGAGCUGCGAAGUGAAACGGCGGAUUAGUGCUGCAAACAGGGCCUUCUACGGUCUUCGUAGCCAGCUAAGGUCCCGCAGCCUAAGGACGCCUACGAAAAUCACGCUGUACAGGACCUUGAUACUCCCUGUAGCUCUUUACGGUCACGAGUCGUGGACGCUAAAGGAGGCUGACCAGAGAGCACUUGGGGUCUUCGAGCGGAGAAUCCUGCGUACUAUCUUCGGCGGCAAGCAAGUAGGAGACCGGUGGCGCAGGCGCAUGAACUUCGAGCUGUACCAAGACUACAAACAUGCUGAUAUCGUAAAAGUCAUCAAGCACGACAGGCUGAAGUGGGCUGGACAUGUAGCCAGAAUGUCGGACGAGCGGGCGGCUAAAACGAUAUUCAGCAGCGAACCCGGACGGGGUCGUCGGCUUCGUGGAAGGCCUCGUACGCGUUGGCUGUGUGCAGUCGACGAAGAUGCAAGAGCGGCCAACAUUGUGGGCGACUGGAGACGAGCGGCCCAAGAUCGAGCAUCCUGGAAAUCUUCGAUUAGUUCAGCGUUGGGUCGAUAG
Culex pipiens pallens (northern house mosquito) is the source of this 2238-nucleotide messenger RNA. RefSeq lists its product as uncharacterized. The record is from RefSeq and is a predicted model, not a curated record. The transcript has a single exon. Lineage: Eukaryota; Metazoa; Arthropoda; Insecta; Diptera; Culicidae. The coding region runs from base 1 to 2238 and encodes 745 amino acids.